Messenger RNA from Phacochoerus africanus (Common warthog), 2774 nucleotides. It is a transcript of the gene CDC6, whose product is annotated as cell division cycle 6. Lineage: Eukaryota; Metazoa; Chordata; Mammalia; Artiodactyla; Suidae. Gene Ontology annotation, biological process: DNA replication initiation; cell division; mitotic DNA replication checkpoint signaling. The record is from RefSeq and is a predicted model, not a curated record. Bases 847 to 2529 code for a protein of 560 amino acids. Gene Ontology annotation, cellular component: nucleus. Gene Ontology annotation, molecular function: DNA replication origin binding; ATP hydrolysis activity. The transcript is spliced from 13 exons.
AAUCAGGGAGAUACUGUGAUGAAGUAUAGAACUUGACAUAGAAACACUGGUUUUGGUUUCAGGAAAUCUGGGUCUUAGGCCCUUCGCGGCCACCAAAAUUCUGUGACCUCUAAUUAACCCCCUACACAUCUGCUGUGUGCCUUGCAGCGUUGAGCGUUAGAUAAGUAAGGCGCCUAACAUUAGACCUGCCUGGCACCCAGAGUCGCCCAAAUAAUAGUAGGUAUUACGCAGUUGCUCUUUGAAAAUCUAGCCCCUUAGGAUAAUGAAAAUGGGUACGUGCAGCAGUGAGGAGGGGCCUUAAAAUAAGGGCGUGGCGAUACCGUCGCGAGCUGUAAAGACUACAUCUCCCGCCGGGCUUUGCAGCGAGGCAGGCCGCCUUAACUCAGUCCCCUCCCGACGCAACCGCACCUCUUUCCGCGGAGGCCCCGGAUGUAGACGCCCCCCCACCCCCGUGGCUCAGUGGGCGUGGCCUCGCGGUGGCGCUGAGACCUGGGGCUCUCUUAUUGGUUGUGCGCUUUCCGGCUUGAUUGGAUAUGGAGGAGGAGGCAGAGGCCGAGGCGCGCGGCUCUCUGGCGAUACCCAAUCAGGAACGCGACCCGGCUUUGGCGGGAGGCGGGAAAGCUGGGGCUGUGCAGAUUUGGCGCGAGCGCGGCUGGGCUUUCCUGCUGCAGGUGUGGGGUUUGUUCAGGAACUUGCCGUGGAAGUUGUCUGCAGGAGACGUGAGAGAGAGCCGGCUCUGAGGGCUCAAGUGGUUAAAAACGGGCUCUGGAGCUAUCCUGCUUUGCUGUGACACUGGGCUUCUCUGCUUCUCAGUUUCCUUGUCUGUAAGAUAACUGUGUUGCCGUCAUGCCUCAAACCCGCUCCCAGUCACAGGCUACAAUCAAUUUUCCAAAAAAGAAACUGUCUCAGACAUUGGGCAAAGCAAAAAACUCCAGUGACACCAAAAUAGAACUGACAAAUGUCAAGGCCAUACCCCGUUCACCUUGUGAAAAAAUUCUGCCUCUUAGCCCCAGAAAACGUCUGGGUGACGACAACCUGUGCAACACUCCCCGUUUACCUCCCUGUUCACCCCCAAAGCAAGGCAAGAAAGAGAAUAGUCCCCCUCGCUCACGCACACCUAAGGGGCGCAGAUUGGUAUUUGACAAUCAGCCGACAAUUAAGUCUCCCAGCAAAAGGGAACAAGCCGGAGUUCACCAAAGCAAAACACAUUCCUCAAUUCGAAAAGAUGCAGAGGUCACAACAAGUUCUGAGCAGAGAUGUCCGCUGGAGAAGGAGUCUGCACGUAUGCGAUUGUUCAAGCAAGAAGGCACUUGCUACCAGCAAGCCAAACAGGUCCUGACGACAGCUGUCCCGGAUCAGCUGCCUGCCAGGGAAAAGGAGAUGGAUGUACUCAGGAAUUUCCUGAGGGAGCACAUCUGUGGGAAAAAAGCUGGAAGUCUUUAUCUUUCUGGUGCUCCUGGAACUGGAAAAACUGCCUGCUUGAGCCGAAUUCUGCAAGACCUCAAGAAGGAACUGAAAGGCUUUAAAACCGUCAUGCUGAAUUGCAUGUCCUUGAAGAGUGCCCAGGCUGUAUUCCCAGCCAUUGCUCAGGAGAUUUGUCAGGAAGAAGUAUCCAGGCCAGCUGGGAAGGACCUGAUGAGGAAACUGGAAAACCAUAUGACUGCAGAGAAGGGCCCCAUGAUUGUGUUGGUGUUGGACGAGAUGGAUCAGCUGGACAGCAAAGGGCAGGAUGUAUUGUACACACUGUUUGAAUGGCCAUGGCUGAGCAGUUCUCGAUUGGUGCUAAUUGGUAUUGCUAAUACUCUAGAUCUCACAGACAGAAUUCUGCCCAGGCUUCAAGCUAGAGAAAAGUGUAAGCCACGGCUGUUGAACUUCCCACCUUACACCAAAAAUCAGAUAGCCACUAUCUUGCAGGAUCGACUUAAUCAGGCGUCUAAAGAUCAGGUCCUGGACAGCGCCGCCGUUCAGUUCUGUGCCCGCAAGGUCUCUGCUGUUUCUGGAGAUGUUCGCAAAGCACUAGAUGUUUGCAGGAGAGCUAUUGAAAUUGUAGAGUCAGAUGUCAAAAGCCAGACUCUCCUCAAACCACUGUCUGAAUGUAAAUCACCCUCUGAGUCACUGGUUCCCAAGCGGGUUGGUGUUAUUCACAUAUCACAAGUCCUUUCGGAAGUCGAUGGAAACAGAAUGGCCUUGAGCCAAGAAGGAGCGCAAGAUUGCUUCCCACUUCAGCAGAAGAUCUUGGUCUGCUCCUUGCUGCUCUUGACCAGGCAUUUGAAAAUUAAAGAGGUCACUCUGGGGAAGUUAUAUGAAGCCUACAGUAACGUCUGUCGAAAACAGCAGGUGGCAGCUGUGGACCAGUCCGAGUGUUUGUCACUAUCAGGGCUCUUAGAGGCCAGGGGCAUUUUUGGAUUAAAGAAAAGCAAGGAAACCCGCUUCACAAAGGUUUCCCUGAAGAUUGAAGAGAAGGAAAUAGAGCAUGCUGUCAAAGACAAAGCUUUAGUUGGAAAGAUCUUAGCUACUGGAUUGCCUUGACGUCUUUUCUUUUACACUAACGCCCAACCUGAAAGUAUCCAGCUGGCACUGAGAGAGAGAUGGCGUCUUCAAUUUAGUACCUUAUACACUCAGGUCUGAAAGCAAACGUGACCUUUUUACUUAAAACUGAUAAAAGUUAAUCUACAGAUUUGUGAAUAUUACCACAGAAUUCUAUCUUUGGGUCUUACUAUUAUGUUUGUGCAUUAAAAAAAACUACCAUGUAGGAGUUCCCUGUGGCACAGCCG